Messenger RNA from Manihot esculenta (cassava), 546 nucleotides. RefSeq lists its product as uncharacterized. Lineage: Eukaryota; Viridiplantae; Streptophyta; Magnoliopsida; Malpighiales; Euphorbiaceae. The transcript has 2 exons. The record is from RefSeq and is a predicted model, not a curated record. The coding region runs from base 167 to 358 and encodes 63 amino acids.
UCAGUUCAAGAUUGGGCAGCCAUUGACCCAAUCUUCGAAUCUGAGCUAGGCCCAAUCAUCGGCCUGCAUCCAACAGAAGCCACAUAACCUAACCUUGCUCGUUGAGCUUGAAUCCGAUUCGUUUGUUGUCAUUUGCAAUCUAAACUGCCCAGAGUGAACUGUGAGGAUGGUGAAAGUGACAACGUAUUUUGCGAUGUCAUUUGGGGCCUUUCUAUUCUGGCAAUCAAUGGACAAAGUCCACGUCUGGAUUGCUCUUCACCAGGACGAGAAGAAAGAAAGACUUGAAAAGGAGAUGGAGAUCAGGAGGGUCAGAGAAGAGCUAUUGCAGCAAGCUAAAGAGAAGGAUUCACUAGCAUGAACAGCUGCUUAUUUGGUCAAAUUUCUAUUUCCCUUGUUUCCGUAAAGUUCUGUUAGCCAUUGGAGCUUCUUUUUACAAAACAUGGUAACUGAAAAUAAUUGAAUUGGCAAAUUAGUUUGCUUAUAUCAAGAAACGGUUUUUUUCCCUUGUUGCUGAUCUAUCAAAAACAAUUGAUUAUUGUUCUAACA